AUGAAAAGAAAAGAAUCUCUUCAAAUAUUGAAGCCAGUUUUGCAAAGAUCUCCAGAAAAAGGCUCGUAUUCGAUAGGAGUUCACGAUUCAACUGCUACAACACAUUCAUCAUCUACUUAUCGGAGCCAAACAAAGAAUUCCUCUCUAAGAAAAAAUAAAUCAAGAUCGAUAAUAGAUUGUGAGAGUAUCACUACUUUUAAUCAUUCACAGCUCGAAGUUUCUGAGUUUAAAUACGACCCAGAAAUCGCACCAAUUAAAGAAAAAAAUCAAGAAAUAUCAAAAGAUGAAGACUCGAUUUUGCUCGAAUUAGCAGACUUUUUAGGCACCAAUCCAAAAAAAUCUGAAGUGCCAAAUGAGCCUGCCAAAAUCCUAAAUAAUAAAAAACCAAGAAAAUCGCAAUCUCAGCACACUUCUAUUGGUAAGCAAGAAAAAUUAAACGAAAUAAAGCCAGUCCAAAGAAGUAAAAUAUCAUCUGUAAAUAGGGUUAUAAUUAAAACCAAAAUCGAAGGAAAUGCUAUAUUAAAGCGGAAAUUUUUAAACAACAUUAAUAAGUAA
Molecule: messenger RNA, 555 nt
Organism: Blepharisma stoltei
Lineage: Eukaryota; Ciliophora; Heterotrichea; Heterotrichida; Blepharismidae
Source: the annotation of a GenBank genome assembly